UAUUUGCAAGAAGGACGACUGGGAACUUAGGCUGUGGUUCUGCAAACUGAUUCGCGUGGCUCCGCGUAAUAUUUUAAAAAUGAAAGAUCCAGUUUGAAAAACAUGCCGCUGCCAGAGAAAUGUGGCUAAAAUGUACUGCUGCCCCCCUUCCUCCGUUGCCGCCCCCCCCCCCGUUGUAGUGCACAGAGCAGUGUGUGUUGUAUGUUUACGAUACACCCGGCAUCGUGUCAAAUGCAGGAGGGGCACUCGGCAAGGCGUUCAAUGCCUGGUAUGCACCGACCGGGCAGCGUGUGGUAGGCAUGGUGUGCACGUGGCAGGAGUCUGGGUGGAUGGCGUAGCCUGUAGCGAGCCCUCCGACUGCUCCCCUGCCCAUGGGGCAGGUUAAUCUCCGCAGAAGCGUGGUCUGGACAAACCUCAGAUGAAAACCCGUGCGAAGCCCCCGCUUCGCACUUCAUGCCAGGGAGUUGUGGCCCAGGGCAGCCCCCAUACCUACCCCCAACACCCCGCCCUCCCGCAGCUCCUUGCACCCGUGGAGCUUCCACCCCCAGGAACUGUGUCCUGUGGGGGCCUCCGUCCCGCGCCAGUAACGGUCGCCUGCCUCGACGGUUGGCCGCUGCUCCGCGGCCACGAGCUGCCAGGAUGGCUCAUUCUGUCCCUCUCCCCAUACCUUGUCCAGUCCAGCUUGGUACUAUCAAAAAUGAUUCAUUGGAAGCUCAACUGCACGAAUAUGUUAAACAAGGAAACUAUGUUAAAGUGAAAAAAAUCCUGAAAAAAGGUAUUUGUGUUGACACAAUUAACUCCUUGGGCCAGACGGCUCUGUUUACUGCUGCAUUGCUAGGUCUUGGUAAACUAGUAGGAGUGCUCUUGGAUUAUGGAUCAGACCCAAAUCACCGCUGUUAUGAUGGGAGCACCCCAGUACAUGCUGCAGCAUUCUCAGGAAAUCAGUGGAUUCUCAGUAAAUUGUUGGAUGCAGGAGGUGAUCUGCGAGUACAUGAUAAAAAUGGAAGAAAUCCGCAGUGCUGGGCUAUGUCAGCUGGAAAGGAAAGUAGUGCUCAGAUAUUAGAAUUUAUACGGCGUUGUGCAUCACACAUGCAGGCUGCAAUUCAGAAUUUCCCCUCUGAUUUACUUAGAAAGGUUGGUUCAUCAAAAGUACUGGUCUGCAACCCAUCUAGAUUUGGUGGUAUUACUCAAGGAAAUGCCGACAGGCCUCUGACUAGACUUCUAAAAGGUGGAGCGAAUUCAUCAAGAACCAUCUACAGUUUUGGCUUUGGGAAGUUUUAUCUAUCAGGCAGUAGGCAGCUAGGGUACCUGGCAUCUCUCCCUAUCAUUUGGGAUAAAGAAGUGGUUCAAGCAGAUGAUGAGCCAACAUUCUCUUUCCACACUGGACCGUACAUGAUCAUGACAAAUUUAAUGUGGGGCAGCAGCAGAGUCACAGUGAAGGAGCUCAACCUUAAACCACAUCAGAACUGUAGUAAGCUACGUUUAGCUGAUCUUCUAAUAGCAGAACAGGAAUAUAGCAGUAAACUUCGUCAUCCUCAUUUGUUGCAAUUGAUGGCAGUUUGUCUGUCCAAUGAUCUGGAAAAAACCCGUUUGGUGUAUGAGAGAGUUAACUUUGGUUCACUAUACAGCAUCCUUCAUGAAAGGCGUUCAGAAUUCCCAGUAUUGCACAUGGAGACAAUUGUGCAUCUGCUGCUUCAGGUUAAUGAUGCUUUGAGGUUUUUGCACUCACGUGGAUUUAUCCACCGUUCACUCACCUCUUAUGCUAUACAAAUUGUUUCUGCUGGUGAAGCAAAGUUAACCAACUUGGAAUACAUGAUAGAAAGCAAGGAUGGAGGGGACCACAGUGAUCUCACACGUGUUCCUGUCCCAGCUCAGCUGUAUAAGUGGUGUGCUCCUGAAGUGAUCCUCAAAAAGGCCACCACAGUCAAAUCAGACAUUUAUAGCUUCUGUAUAGUAAUGCAGGAAGCCCUAACAGAAACUCUUCCCUGGAAUGGGCUUGAAAGCUCAGGUAUUAAAGAAUUCGUAGUUUCUGGGGAACAUUUGGAAACUGAUGUCAGGCUUCCUAACCCAUACUAUGACAUUGUAAAGACAGGUCUAGAGCCUAAACAAAAGGACCGCUCCAUGAGUCUUCAGGAUAUUCGCUAUAUAUUGAAGAAUGACUUAAAGGACUUGAUCGAGUCUCGAAUUGGUCGCUCUGAUGAAAGCUCAACUGCACAAAGGCAUGAUAUAUUUCCAGAUAUAAACAUCUGUUUGGGGUCCUCAUCUAAUUACAAGAGGGAAAUGCUGGAGCUGCAAGGAGAGGAGAUAAUAAAGACUGAUGGCAGCUUUACUGCACCAAAGUGUUCAGUUUCUCCUGCUGAAAAAGAAACCAUCAUAGAUCAUGAGGGUAUAACUUGUAUUCAGCCAGUUACACAGAACCUGAGCCAAGAUACAGCUUCUGAACUCCAGAGGACCUACAGUGUUAGUGAUAUGGACGACAGCCUCUGUAGUUUUGAAAUGAAUGAAAUCUAUGCAUGUUAUCCAGAAUUACAUGAAGAUGUUCUGGAAGAACUAGCUGGAUUAGAUCGUGCUUUGGAAGAUCAAAUAAAGCAGCAAAAUGUAGACGAGGACAAGGCCGUCUCCCAAAUCUUACCUCCACCUCCUAAAAUACAGUUAGUGGAGCAGCCAAAUUCUAGUGAGGAAGUCAGCUCUUCAGAAAUGGGUACAGAGUACAGUAUAGAGGAGGUAGAGAGACUAAGUGAAGCAUCUGAGUCAUGCAUGCUGCCCUGGUUGGGAGCAGAUGUCAAGGAAAGUAUGCGUAGCCCAUCCAAAACUGAGCAGCACAUCAGCAAAUGUGUCCUUAAUCUCAAGAUUUCUCAGACUUUAUUGCAGCAGGCAACAGAUUCCCUUUACAGAACAGAAGUGAAAUUAGACAAAUUAGAGACUGUUCAAAACCAACACAAGCUGCUUAAGGAAAUCCAAGCAGAUCAAGUUUCUAAGCAGAAGUCCAUAGAGAGCUACUUAGAUAAAAUUGAUGAUAUUCUCAAAAAUAUCAAGAUCCCCUUUUCAGGAGCUGAUGCUUUUUUGUGGAAGGCAGUAGGCCCUCCAUCAAGGAACUAUAUAUCACCACCACUGCGAGUGCCUGGGGUGCAAAGUGCUUUGGAGGUUGACCAUUUCCAGGCUAUCUCAAAAGCUGUGAAGGAACCAAGGGCAAUUCAGAGUGAGAAGAUUGAGUGCUUUGAUCAAAGGCAUAAGAAUACAGAUAAUGACUGCCAGGAUGAUUUCAGCUCCAACAUGGUGAAGAGUACUGAGGCUCAAAUAGUGCCAGACUAUCAGCGAUUGCAUCCAUGGUUGACGGUAAGGCGGAAAAAAAAUGUCAACUUGCAACACCAUAGAGGAACUGAUUCAAGUUCUGGAGGAAGUGGAAUCGAGGAAGAGAAAUGGUUUUUUCCAAAAUCGGCAUCUGAAAUUUAUAACACAAGGAGAAGUGAGGAGCGAAGGAUGGUGCAGUCAGAAUGGACGACCGAAGUGAAGCAAAUGGCUAAAAGAGUGGCGUUUGGGCAGCUGGGACUUCUCCCUCCGUAUCCGCCAAGUGAAUGCACCUCAGAAAGCGAGGCAGAAAGCGUGAAGGAAGCCUUUCCACAUAUCAUCUUCAGGGGCCAAGAAUAUGCUGGCUGGCAGAGAAAGGAUGACAGGUGGUACACAGGCGAUGGCACUGAAACCCAGGAUCUGGGCAGGAAGGAGAUGGAUGAGUCAGAGGAGAGUGACUUGGAGUCUGUAUUCAGAAGUUUUGCAGGCAGAAGUUGGCAGUCUCUAGCAAAAGAAGAGCAAGCAGAGUGCGGAGCAAACCUUCCUAAGAAUUCAAUCAGUCCAACAGAAGCUGAGAAUCCCUGCUGUGAGCAUUCAAGUGAAUUAACUUGUUCCCCCAAUUCCUCUCCUGAUAUAUCAGAUGAGUUUUUCACUCCUGAUCCGGAUUAUUUUUUCUCUCCAGCUGCUCAGGAAAAUUCAGAACGAGAGACCUCAAGUUCUGAAGAUAAGUUAGAAGUAACCCAAGAAGCCUGUGUACAGAAACCAACCUCUACUGAUACAGGGUCAGGAGAGAAAAUAUUUAUCUGCAACGCAGCAGUAAAAGGUCUUGGCAGUAACGAAGUGGGAAUGAAUCAAGUCAACCAUACUCCUGUAACCAGUGCUGAAGCAUCACAAGAAAUGAUACCUAAGGAGACACUGAAAGAGUUCAAAGAGAAAGAUAUAUCAUUGACAGAUAUUCAGGAUUUGUCCAGUAUUUCAUGUGAGCAAGAGAAUUCUUGUAAGGAUAUAACUUGUAAAACACCCAGAGUGAGUCAUGCACCAACUAGUGUCAGCACUCCACUCAGCCCAGGGAAAAAAAUGUCAUCAACCAUCAAGAAAUGCAGAGAUUGCCAUGAAAUUCCCCUGGAUACCUCUUGUUGGGCUACUCAGGAGACUUCCCUAACAGUGUCUAGUACCUUUUUUACAGCCCAUGAAAAGGAAAAGAACUCAAAAACUCCCUUCCUUUCUUCCGAAACCUACUCCUCUGGAUUGACUGAACCUAGUGGUUUGUCAGCACUCAGUGCUUCUUCACUUUUGAGAAAGGCCAGGAAAGAAUCUCAUAACCCAUUUCCUGACACUCAGCAGAGUGACCUACAGAAAGUUGAUUCGAGCCCAGCUUUCUCCCAGGCAUCAGACCACUUUAUUAAUGACCUGCCACCACCAGCCCAGGAGCUACUAGAUGAAAUUGAAAAUUUAAAGCGGCAAGAUGCCCCCUAUCAGGACUUUGAGGAGAAAGGAUCCCAUACCCACAACAUGCCAAUGCAUGUUCUCACUCAAAUUAAUCCAGAAGACAAAGAGGAGGAAGAAGAAAUUGAGAAUAAGGGAGAGAUAGAUCACAGCUUAUGGACUAAAGAGAUAUUGAAUCUAGCAGAAGAAACAGAAAGAGCUCAUUCUACUCUUGAUGAUCUCCUAGAAAAAAUUCUCCAACCAAUUCCAGAGGAUGACGAAGUCCAAGGAGAACCUUGGGGACACCUUGUUAGGGCAACAAACUUUAAAGAUCAAGGAGAUGAUGAAAUGAAGAGCGGAAUAGAGGAAGGUGGCACCAGGGCAGAAAGCACAGAGACCGGAAGCUGUGCAGGGAAUACCGAAGCUACAAAUCCUGAGGAUCCAAAACCCAGCUUAUGGCAGCGGUUGCCUUGGCCUUCUCCAUUCAGGGUAAUUGUCCUGGAUCAGAGCAGCACACCUAAGUGAUCAGUCGAUAGCAUAUAAACCUUCAAUAAGUUGUUUGACAUCUUCCUAUUAUACAGUACCUAUUUCUGUGAUGUGCAAUGCUGUUCACCAAAUAAGCAGUCUUAUAGUUCUCAGACUUCCUUUAAUUGUAACAAUCGAUACAAAGAGACUGAAUGGUUUGCUCUCCAAGUACAUCUGGUAUAUUAAGUUUUUUGGUUCAUUUUUAUUUAGCAAUCGCUUAUAAAUGAGAGGCAGCACUCUGAAUUAUGCUGUAAAAUGGAAUUGUUUUCCAAAUAUAACUGUGCCUGUUAAGCCUUCUAAGCUUUGUUUUCUCCCUAGCAUGCACACUCACUUUCAUAAGUUAAAGCAUUUCUUGCUCUGUUGCAUUAUGCCGUUUUUGUUAUUGACAAAAAUGAGUCUCUUUAAAUUGCUGCUGCUGCUCUUGCUCUCCUUAGCUUUUCAGUGCCAGGGAGUGGAACAUGGUGUUACAGUCCACAUGUGCAUUGCUUCGUUUGCUCAUUAGAUGUGACAAGGUAAUUUCUUGUUUUCUCAUUUCGUGGAAUUCUUGUGACAUAAGUUGAACUGACUGAAAUGAUUUAGAGGAUUUAUCUUUGUGCAAAAGCGAAUG
Dermochelys coriacea (leatherback sea turtle) is the source of this 5845-nucleotide messenger RNA. It is a transcript of the gene TEX14, whose product is annotated as testis expressed 14, intercellular bridge forming factor. The record is from RefSeq and is a predicted model, not a curated record. Gene Ontology annotation, biological process: intercellular bridge organization; mitotic sister chromatid separation; mitotic spindle assembly checkpoint signaling. Gene Ontology annotation, molecular function: protein binding; ATP binding; protein kinase activity. Gene Ontology annotation, cellular component: kinetochore; intercellular bridge; midbody. NCBI's taxonomy places the organism in Eukaryota, Metazoa, Chordata, Testudines, Dermochelyidae.